Messenger RNA from Ixodes scapularis (black-legged tick), 718 nucleotides. RefSeq lists its product as uncharacterized. The annotation marks the transcript as partial. Lineage: Eukaryota; Metazoa; Arthropoda; Arachnida; Ixodida; Ixodidae. The record is from RefSeq and is a predicted model, not a curated record. The transcript is spliced from 2 exons.
GAAUCGUGAAAUCAGGAUAAGUGCCGGAGGUUCCAGUGAACUUUUGACACCAGCUGCUAGCGAAAUAGUCCCUCCGGCGCUAGCCGAAAUAAACGCCAAGCUCGAAAUUCUUCAUUCACUAAAGGCAAACAUUGAUCGACUCUCAGAUCUUCCUGCCAAAGUAGAAGAGCUCCUUGCCCUGAAGCCAUCAGUAGAUGCGAUGAAAGAAACAAUCAGGAGCCUCCAAGAAUCUGUGAAGAAGUAUGAAUCUACCAUGAAACUUGUGACAGAAAACGAUAAAGAAGUUAAACUACUGAGAACCGAAGUUGGAGCACUACAGGCCACCGUGUCUGAGCAAACCGUUAUGAUUGGUCAACUACAAACAAACAUAAACUCGACGGAACAGUAUAGCCGACGAUGCAAUAUGGAAAUACAUGGUAUUUCUUACGCGAAUGAGGAAGACUUGGGGGCCACCAUCAGCGACCUUGCACACAAACUGAACAUCGCCGUUUUUGGCCCCGCCGAGGUGGUAGUCUGUCACCGUUUGCGCUCUAGGCGCGAGGGGGCCCCUCCCAUACUGAUUCAGUUCACCUCGCGACAACUUGACAAGAACAAACAAGGACCUGUUCUGGCAAGCCAGAACCAAAGGCAGGGACAAAUCCUACAAAUGUGUUUGGGUAAAGAACGCUACUAUCUUUGCAAAAAAGGACGAAAACUCGACGGCAGUGCGCAUCUGUAG